Astyanax mexicanus (Mexican tetra) is the source of this 4526-nucleotide messenger RNA. RefSeq names its product phosphatidylinositol-5-phosphate 4-kinase, type II, alpha b (gene pip4k2ab). The coding region runs from base 801 to 2132 and encodes 443 amino acids. NCBI's taxonomy places the organism in Eukaryota, Metazoa, Chordata, Actinopteri, Characiformes, Acestrorhamphidae. The record is from RefSeq and is a predicted model, not a curated record. Gene Ontology annotation, molecular function: phosphatidylinositol kinase activity. Gene Ontology annotation, biological process: phosphatidylinositol metabolic process. The transcript has 11 exons.
UGCAGUGCGCCUCCCUCCAGCAGCCGCUGUGUGUAAAGCCGGAGCGGGCGAGCGGGCUGCGGUGGGGUUAAGGGGGACUGAUGCACUGCGCCUCCAUCCAGCUGCUGCAUCCUGAGCGCAGGGGGGAUGGCGGAGAUGCCAGCUCUUCCCUCCACGAUACCCGCUCUGCUUCUCCCGGUGCUGACGGACAGACCGCCGGAGCUCCAGAGCCUCUGCUAACCGAGCGCGAGACGGACCGUUAAGAUUCAAAUCGCGUCUCGAGCCGCUGGCUAGCGAUAGGCGUGCUAACGGUUUACCUCAACCUGUGGGCUGAGCGGCGGGCUGUGGGGGGAUUUUUAUCGCUGAAAACUAAGAAAAACUUCGUUUAUUUCUGUCGUUUUUACACGUUCCCGACAUGAAGAGUGUUUUCUGGGCUAGUGAGGGAGGUGAACGAAGCCGCCGUUAACGUUAGCUAUCACCCCGGUAAAGCUGGGAGCAGGCAGGCUGCUUCAUUAUACCGCUUAACCUUCAAGCUAACGUCAAUGACAGCCGGCUAGCGCCGUCUCACGACUUCAGGUUUUUUUCUCUGUGAAAAAACCGCGUCGAUAAUUUUAUCAUCUCUUAAUUUUUCAGAGGGAUGAACGAAGGAAUACGAAUUAAGGGGACGAAAGACUCGUUGACCUCCCGCCGGACGCGUGUGAUUCGGGCAGCUUCAGGUGUGGAGCCGCUUCUUCUGCUGACAGUGUGCUAGUAAUCAGUCAGUAAUCAGGGCUUUCCCUCAGUUCCCGCCCGGUUUCUCAUCCCAAGUCCCGCUUCUGAACAUGGCUUCUGCGGCCAGCAGCCUCGCCGCAUCCAUUGCCAGCAAGACCAAAACCAAGAAGAAACAUUUCGUGUCGCAGAAGGUGAAGCUGUUCCGAGCCAGCGACCCUCUGCUCAGCGUAUUAAUGUGGGGAGUGAACCAUUCGAUAAAUGAACUCAGUCACAUUCAGAUCCCUGUUAUGCUGAUGCCUGAUGACUUCAAAGCCAACUCCAAGAUUAAAGUGGACAAUCACCUCUUUAACAAAGAGAACAUGCCAAGCCAUUUCAAGUUCAAGGAGUACUGUCCUCUUGUCUUCCGGAAUCUUAGGGAGAGAUUUGUCAUUGAUGAUCAGGAAUACCAGAACUCCCUGACGCGGAGUGCGCCGAUUCCCAGUGAUGCCCAGGGACGCAGCGGCGCUCGCUUUCACACCUCCUACAACAAGAAAUAUGUCAUUAAGAUAAUCACCAGCGAAGACGUGGCUGAAAUGCACAACAUUCUGAAGAAAUAUCACCAGUAUAUAGUGGAGUGCCAUGGCAACACGCUGCUUCCUCAGUUCCUGGGCAUGUACCGCCUCACCGUGGACGGAGACGAGACAUACAUGAUCGUCACACGUAACGUCUUCAGCCACCGCCUGCCUGUCCACAAGAAAUAUGAUUUAAAGGGAUCCACAGUGGCCAGAGAGGCGAGUGACAAGGAAAAGCAGCCACGUCCACCUGAAGAUGGGGCUCCACCCAAAUCUCGCAUGAGCCAAAAGCUACAAACCAUCCGGAUCGCCACGCGUUUUUACUGCGCCAUCAGACACACCAAGGAGCUCCCAACUUACAAAGACAAUGACUUCAUCAACGAUGGCCAGAAAGUCUACAUUGAUGGUGAGAAUAAGAAGAUGUUCCUGGAGAAGCUGAAGAAUGAUGUGGAGUUCCUAGCUCAGCUGAAGCUGAUGGACUACAGCCUUCUAGUGGGGCUCCAUGACGUGGAGCGGGGAGAGCAGGAGCAGCCGGAGGAGGAGAGCGAGGAUAACGAUGCCGGAGAAGAGGAGGGGACGGAGAGUGACGGAGGGGUGACGGGAACCCCACCUGAUAGUCCCAGCAACACACUUGAGAGUAACAAGCCACUAGGCCCUGGGGAAUUCGACCCUAACAUUGAUGUGUACGCCACCCGGAGCCACGACAAUGCACCCAAAAAGGAAGUCUACUUCAUGGCAAUCAUUGACAUCCUCACUCCUUAUGAUGCUAAGAAGAAAGCAGCUCAUGCAGCUAAGACUGUAAAGCAUGGGGCCGGUGCAGAGAUCUCAACUGUUAACCCAGAGCAAUAUUCCAAGAGAUUUUACGACUUCAUCACCACCAUUCUGUCCUAACUGGUGCCUGACGUCUGUCUCAGUAUCAGGUAUAGGUGGGAUUUUGAGGUGAACGCUAAACAUGGAAGCCUCCAUCUACAGAGAGGCUUCUAACAUGGGGUCCUGGGAAUUUUACUGGGAUCUGUUUGUUUACAUUUAUUUAAUGUUUUUUGCCCCUGUGUUUGUUUGAGUUUUUUCCAAAAGUACUAAAUAAGCAAAUAGGUUUAUGGUACUAAGCGGUGAAUGGACAAAUAUAUAGUCGUGCGUUAUGCUGUGUUGUACCUCUGUGUUAGAUAUUGUUGGGUGGGAUGUUGAGUGGCGUUAUUGUGCAUUAUUAUCUGGAAUCCUCAGAGCUGCUUUUUACUCUUAUUCUAUAUUUGUUUCCUGCAAGAAACAUCAUCAUAAGUGGUCAAAUUUCCUGGCCCGGGUUAACUUAGGUUAACUUUGUUUUUUGUUGUUGUUUUUUUUUGAUAGUGGGGUUUCCACUGACAGUAUAAACUAGUCCAGAGCUAAAAAGUUAAUUUUGUCUUGAAGUCCAUCUGUUUAUAUAUCUAUAUGUGUAUAUAUAUAUAUUAAUAUAUAUACAUGUAUUUCAAAUGAUCAUUUAAGACCACAUAUCAGGUUUACUAAGCACCUGUACCUAUUCAAACAGUACUGAAACUAGAGCAGUGAUAGUUUUCCAGUCUAUUUGGACUGCAGAAUGAAUGGACGGUCGUGCCCCACAUAGUGAUUCAAAUUUGCUAUUUGAAUUUAGAUUUAGUACCAAGCGCACGCACCAUAGAAGAGUUGAGUGUGUCCCACUAACUCCCAACAAAGUAGAACAUUUGCGCAAGAUGUUUGCACAUGAUCUAAUGCACCAAAACUAUUAUGCAAAUUAUAUCCUACCAAUUUUACCAUUGACUCAUGUAGAGUCAUGCAAUAGUAGUGAGCUUGUGUGUUAACAAUAAAUAAAGUGUGUUACAACUGAAGUAACACAUCUAGAGUUUAUUAGACGAUGAGAGGAUUGGAGAUAUUAUUAGCAUUGUCACUUUUUUAUCCACAGAGAACAAGUAGAGCGUUCAGAUUUAGCUGAUUUUAAAGAUUAGAGAGUGUUCUAUGGAACGUGUGUGCAUAUAUUUUUACAUCCCUUUCUUUAAAAGAGUGCAUUUGCGAGUUUAAAUGGAACUGUGCUUCCAGUGGGUAUGAUGUUUUGGAAUUUACUGCUUUUUUUGCUGCUGGGCUUUGUGCAUUUUAGCGUUGUAACAGCGCUAGAAGAACUGAGAUCAAAGCCUAUAUCUCUUGGUCUUGCUCUGACUCAAUGUUUCUCUCAAACUUGGUGUGGUCUCCGUGACCUCCAGUAUUAUAUAAUCACAAAAAUAUUUACACUGUAUGUUUUUUUUGUUUGUUUCUUGAAGAACAUUGAUCGGAAAUAAACCUAAAACAUUGAACUGUACGUGUUUUGACAUCAUCAUCAAUAUCUACACUGUGCGAGGGUGUGCCUUUUUUACUCGGAACUAUUUAAUUUUGUAUUUGAAUCCUUUUUAUUUAAUAAAAGUUUGCAAAUGUUAUUUUCUAAAAAUGGCGAGGUGAAUGGGAUGAACCCUGUGGUGAUUUUUGCUGUUCCUGUGAUGUGUAAAUAUCUUCGUGUAUAACCUGUAUAAUCUGUGAUCUUCUGACAGAAUGUUGCAUUUCUAAAGGUACCAACUGUUUUGCCAACUUCAGAGCUAAUCCGGCUGAUCUGUUCCAAUGUUUGAGUGGCGUUGAAGUGCAUUGUUCCUUUUCUCUGCUUUCGAGUGAAAACUCCGAAGGCACCACUGCGUGUCAGUGCAGUGCUGCUACAUUACACCCUUUGAAAAGUGACUGAAGUGUUUAUUCUGUAUUACUGUAUCAGAAUCUGCUUUGUCAACUCAGAAAAGAAAGAAACUACAAGCCAUGCUUAACCGCUUUUUGAAAAGGGAAACUUUUAAGGUACCUCUUUUUAAGCCUGAAAGUUACUGAAGACCUUGUGAGACCUUUACUCCAGUACCACCGCCUCAUGGUUUGUGAGGAAUUUGAUAUUCGUCAGUUACGUUUGAGGCAAAGACAUCUUCUUUCACGUGUUUUCAGAUAUUUAAAAAAAAACCUUCUCAAUCAGUUCUGCUUUGUGUCAGCCUGUUUGAUGUUCCACCUAACGAGGAAAGACUUCCAGGUUGUGCUGUUUGGAGCUGAUGCCAGGAGAUGCUUUGCAAAGGGGGAGCAAUGAAAGAACCCUACCAGAGAAUAUUGUUAAAGAUACAUAACAAGAUGUGCUGAUCUGAAAAGCUGUUGGUCUUCUUGUCAUUGUUGUUGUUGGUCACGUCAUGAAUGCGUACAGUUUUCACAUGUGUAUGUGCAGUAUUUAUUUUUGAGGCACUCUUCCGUCAUCAGCAUCGCUGAAUAAAAAUGAUGCUUUGCUCA